Molecule: messenger RNA, 4197 nt
Organism: Rosa rugosa (rugosa rose)
Lineage: Eukaryota; Viridiplantae; Streptophyta; Magnoliopsida; Rosales; Rosaceae
Product: mannosyltransferase APTG1-like
Exons: 12
Coding region: 2362-3999 (545 amino acids)
Biological process (GO): GPI anchor biosynthetic process
Cellular component (GO): endoplasmic reticulum membrane
Molecular function (GO): alpha-1,2-mannosyltransferase activity
Source: RefSeq, a predicted model, not a curated record
CCAGGACAACCCAGAGAGAUCAAUUAUCAAGAACGAUUGAGAGGGAGAGACAGAUAUAUAUAUAUAUAUAUAUAUAUAUAUAUAUAUAUAUAUAUAGGGUUUGUUUCUUUGCUUUGCACGAAGAGAUAGAGAGAUCGAAGGGAAAUUCUCACCUCAUCAUCUCAGCACGGGGUCGAUUGCUCUUUAUCACGAGAGUGAUUGGAGAGGUUUUUAUUUGGUGGUUUGUAACAAAUCUCUUCUUAGCUUUCAUCACCAACCCUAAAAACUUGGGUUCGUCAUCAGCAAGACUGCUUCGCCUGAAGAUUAGAAACCAUCAGGAUAAGGGCGGAACUCCACGAAAAAGUAUUAAUCUUUAUCUGAGGAUACGUGGCAAAGGUAUUGAUUUCAGACUAAUCGGUGUUGGGAAGGAGUAUUCAGUAAGAAGAGGUUUUAUUUUCAGCAAAAGCAAAAUAAGAAUUGGGUUUCUUUUUUUGCCUGGCUUUUAACUUUUCAACAGUUCCAAGAUCCAAAAUUUUUGGAGACUCUCAGGGAAAGAGUUGGGCUGAAAACAAAUAGAACAGAGAAUCUUCAUUAAAGACAUCUGAGGAAUAGGGGUGGCAAAGGACUAACCUAGUCAGUGGGAGCAGGUAGAUUCUACCUGAAAUUUUGACAUAAUGCAGCUGCAAUGUUAUAUUCAAUUUCAGAUCAAAAUUCUCUAAACAGUAAAACAGAAAUGCGAUAUCUAAUCAAGAAAUACAAAUCACAAGGUAUACCAAAAAACUUGCAGGGACUGAUCAACCAAUUUUAUGAGCAAAACUGUAUUGCUGUUAAUUCAGCGAAUUUGUAUCUAAGAGAUGAACAUAGACAAACGUUGAAGCAUAUAGAGAUGAUUAUAUGCGGAUCACAUCAAAAGAGCCUAAACAGCCAAGAGUCUGACAAUUAAGAGGACUACAUUACCAGUUAGCAUAAGUGUGGCCGAAGCAGAAUAGUGGCAAAAUGAAUUCAUCUUCUAGCUCCUUGAGCUUUUUAGUUUUGUAUGUCACUUUUACUCCUAAGACAGUAUCGCAAAGUUUAUUCUCAAAUAUUCCACUAAAUGCAAUAUAGUAGAAAUGCAUUUGAAAAUAUGCCUAAAAAGAGAAGAAUGAAGUCAACUAAACUGAACAAAAGCAGUGAAACAAAUUUUAACUCCAUCUACUUUUCCAAAAAAGCGAUAAAAAGUCGGCAACUCCAGUAACCUGAUGAUAUAACAUUCAUGAUAAAAUCUUAUCUAAGCCUGCCUCUGUCCUGAUGUGGUUAACUUAUGAAUCAUAACUAUAUAAAACUCUCACCACGUGGAAAUAGCUAAGAGACGAACCAAAAGGGUCAACCCAAAAGAAAUUGACAGAGGCCUUCCUUUUCUUGUUGUUGUGAUUUUGUAGCAAUUGGGUUUUGGGUUAUGCGUGUAUUUGCUAAUGACGAAACUACAGAACUCUGUCUUUGCCUCAUUGCAAUAUGUUGUAUCAGCAAGGCAAAAGAUCGAAUGAGUAUAACUUGAUCUCGAAUGAGCUAGUUUUGUUCCAAGUUUGAGUAAAUUAAACAAGGAGCUGCGCAUAAGUCGUAUGUAGAAACGCCGAGACAGAAAGAUGGUGUAAGUUAUGAUUCAUGAGUUAACCACAUUAGGACAGAGCAGGCUUAGAUUAGAUUUUAUCAUGAAUGUUAUAUCAUCAAGUUACUGGAGUUGCCGACUUUUUAUCGUUUUUUUGGAAAAGUAGAUGGAGUUAAAAUUUGUUUCACUGCUUUUGUUCAGUUUAGUUGACUUCAUUCUUCUCUUUUUGGGCAUAUUUUCAGAUGCAUUUCUACUAUAUUGCAUUUAGUGGAAUAUUUGAGAAUAAACUUUGCGAUACUGUCUUAGGAGUAAAAGUGACAUACAAAACUAAAAAGCUCAAGGAGCUAGAAGAUGAAUUCAUUUUGCCACUAUUCUGCUUCGGCCACACUUAUGCUAACUGGUAAUGUAGUCCUCUUAAUUGUCAGACUCUUGGCUGUUUAGGCUCUUUUGCUGUGAUCCGCAUAUAAUCAUCUCUAUAUGCUUCAACAUUUGUCUAUAUUCAUCUCUCAGAUACAAAUUGGCUGAAUUAACAGCGAUACAGUUUUGCUCAUAAAAUUGGUUGAUCAGUCCCUGCAAGUUUUUUGGUAUACCUUGUGAUUCAUAUUUCUUGAUUAGAUAUCGCAUUUCUGUUUUACUGUUUAGAGAAUUUUGAUCUGAAUAUUGAAUACACUAUUACACCAUCUUUCUGUCUCGGCAUUUCUACAUACGACUUAUGCGCAGCUCCUUGUUUAAUUUACUCAAACUUGGAACAAAACUAGCUCAUUCGAUCUUUUGCAUUGCUGAUACAACAUAUUGCAAUGAGGCAAAGACAGAGUUCUGCAGUUUCGUCAUUAGCAAAUACACGCAGAACCCAAAACCCAAUUCCUACAAAAUCACAACAAGAAGAAAAGGAAGGCCCACAGUUCGAUCUGCUAGCCUCACCCAAGAACGUUUAUAUCUUCUGCUUGGCCUUUCGAAUAGUAAAUGCUCUGUUGGUUCAGACUUAUUUCAACCCAGAUGAGCACUGGCAAGCUCUUGAAGUUGCUCACCGCAUCACUUUUGGGUUUGGCCAUUUGACGUGGGAGUGGAAGAAGGGGAUUCGGAGCUACUUGCAUCCUUUGCUCUUUGCUUUCCUUUACAAAGUGCUUGCCUUGUUAGGUCUUGAUACUCCGUGGUUCAUGGUCAAGGCUCCUCGGCUAUUCCAGUCCCUAUUCUCUGCAUUUGGUGAUUUAUACCUGUACAAACUCUCUGUCAUCCUCUUUGGCGACCAGGUUGCAAAAUGGGCUCUUUUUUCCCAAUUGACAAAUUGGUUUAUGUUUUUCUGUCUCACUCGUACAUUAUCGAAUAGUCUGGAGACUGUUCUUACCAUUGUGAGCUUGUACUACUGGCCCUGUAUCAGGCCUUCUUCCAGCAAACUUCCGUUGGAAUCUAGAAAGUGGGGUCUGCUUAUUGCUGCAUUAGCUUGUGCUAUUCGACCAACAAGUGCCAUCAUAUGGCUUUAUGUUGGGCUCCUUGAGCUAUUUGUGUCACGCGAUAAACUCAGAUUCAUAUUUUUGGAGGUGGCUCCUAUUGGGGUCCUGGUGCUUGGGCUUACAUUUUUAAUAGAUCGAUUGAUGUACGGCUCAUGGGUCUUAGUACCUCUUAAUUUCCUAAGAUUCAAUUUUCUUUCCUCUGGUGGCGAUUAUUAUGGAACUCACAAGUGGCACUGGUACUUCACUCAGGGAUUUUCUGUCAUGGUAUUUUCUUUUUUACCAUUUUCUAUAGCUGGCAUCAUGCAGUCGAAACAAUGGAAGCUUUCUGGCCUUAUUGCAUGGGUUCUGGUUCUUUAUAGUGUACUAGGCCACAAAGAAUUCAGGUUUGUUUUGCCUGUGCUUCCUAUAGCUUUGAUAUUCUCUGGAUACUCUUUAACUGCAUUAAAAACAUCAGUUUCUGGAAAUGGUCAAAGGAACAAAUCGGCAGAUUACCAUAAUAAAUUCUCUGCAAAAAUGCUGUUGGCCAUCUUUUUCUUGCUCGCUACCAAUAUUCCAAUGGCCUUGUAUAUGAGUUUGGUUCAUCAGAGAGGAACUGAAGAUGUUACUUACUAUCUGUCCAAUGAAGUGGUCGAGGGAAAAGUAACAGACAUACUUUUUCUAAUGCCUUGCCACGCCACACCUUACUACUCUACUGUGCACCGAAACCUCCCAAUGCGAUUUCUAGACUGCACACCGAGUGAAGAGAAAGGAAUCCCAGACGAAUCAGAUCAAUUCAUGAUGGAUCCUGUAGGGUUUGCAUCAGAAUUUGCAAAAAAUUGGUCUUUACCGAGUCAUAUUGUAUUAUUUGAUUCGGAAGAAAAGAAGUUACGGGAUUUUCUAGUCUCCCAUUCUUUCAAAGAGAUACAAAGAUUUUUCCAUGCUCACUUCAAAGUGGAUCGUGAUCUUCAAGCAUCAGUCGUUGUAUAUGCUUUGACAGGCUCCUGAUUAUUGUUUAUGCACUGAUAUAAUUGGCAAAGAAGUUAUUGGCUUCAGUUGUUCCUCAACUAGCGAAAUCCCCAUAGCUUGGACUAAUUGGUGACGUGCUUGCCUCAGUGGAGAUCAACUUCAGAUCUUCUUUAGUAUGUAAUAAGUAUUUCCUACCUCAAACUUUUAUUAAUUAAUUUAUUAUUGUCUUUCCUUCCA